AUGGUGGCGACGACAGACUGCGCAGAAAAGUCCAAACCCAUCGUUGGAAAGAAGGUAUCCAAACCACUUAUGGAAAAGAAACGAAGAGCUCGCAUAAACAAGUGUUUGGACCAGUUAAAAUCUCUUCUGGAGAGCUACUACAGCAGUAAUAUUCGCAAGCGCAAACUAGAGAAGGCAGACAUCUUGGAGCUUACUGUGAAACAUCUAAGAAACCUCCAAAAGAUACAGACCUGUACUGCCACUGCUUCUGAGUUUUCUGAUUAUCAAACUGGUUUCCGUAGCUGCCUGGCAAAUGUUAACCAAUAUUUGCUGAUGGCAGACAAAUUGAACGGCGGAAACCGCUGGAUGUUAUCGCAGCUCUCCAGCACACUUUGCCGCUCCCGGGGACGAGAGGAAGUCUUCAGCACCAUGGACAGCGGCCCGGGCCAAGCACAGACACAGGAUGAGGUGCAGAGACUUCUUCCAUCGACAGCUGGAUCUGAGGAGAGAAAAAAGAUCAAAUCUAAAGCUCUGAAACCCCAUACUGCAAGCACGUGUCCUGUUUUACAGAGUGAAGACGCACGACAGUCAUCGAGAACCAAACAGGCUGGUCUUGUUGCGGCGCCAACACAAAAUACUCAUGAAAAAAGAUCCAAGAUGUUUCACCCUGUCAGUAACAGGAAUGAAGUUGCAAACAUUCAGCACAAUGUCUGGAGGCCUUGGUAA
Molecule: messenger RNA, 705 nt
Organism: Cottoperca gobio
Lineage: Eukaryota; Metazoa; Chordata; Actinopteri; Perciformes; Bovichtidae
Gene: hes3
Product: hairy-related 3
Exons: 4
Coding region: 1-705 (234 amino acids)
Molecular function (GO): protein dimerization activity
Source: RefSeq, a predicted model, not a curated record